AAAGGGUUUUUGAGGGGUUUAGAGUUUUGACAUAGAAGUUGCGAAUUGCGACUACACAUCUGUAGGAGUCGGCGGCGGCUACACCGAGAAGCCUAAAACCAUUUAGCCAUUUUUUUGCCUUAUUCGAUUCCCACAAGACCCGAUCUCGCGGCUGAGGAAAAAUGGGGUUCAUGUCAUCGACGGAUCCAAAGACGGAGAAUUCCGAUUCCCAAUCUCAAAACAACCAAGUCCCAUCGGAGAAACUUGGAGAUUCGUCCCCAGAGCUUGGAGAUUCGUCCUCUUCGGAGAAAUUGGGUGAUUCUUCAACUGUUUGGCGUGAUCCAGUAGAAUCCGGAUCCCCAAUUGAAGAAUCGGAUCAACCAAAGGAAGGAGACGCGGAGGGGGAAGAGGAAGGAGAGUGCGGGUUUUGCUUGUUCAUGAAAGCAGGUGGUUGCAAAGAAUCGUUCACGGCUUGGGAAGUUUGCGUGGAGGAAGCUGAGAAGAACAAGGAAGAUAUCGUCACCAAGUGUACGGAAGUCACUUCGUUGCUGAAGAAGUGUAUGGAUGCUCACUCCGAUUACUACCAGCCGAUUCUCGCGGCGGAGAAAGCUGCUGAAGAACAGGUGAAGAAGGAGCUCGAAGCCGAGAAGAAGAUCUCGGAAGAGGAAAUGGCUGCGAUGAAGCUAGCUCAGGGAUGAUUGAAAUUGAUUUUGGUAAUUUUUAUGGUUUCUCGUUUUAAGGGAUUAUCAAUAUUGGAUUUGGGGAUAAAAUUGUUCACUAGGAACAGAGAAAAUUUUCGUUGUUAGAAUCAAAACUUAUAAGAUCGACCAUUGAUGGUUGAGUUUCUCCCCUUAUUAAUCUGUCAUUUUGUUUGCGAAUAAGUCGAGAAAUAAUUUGAUAUAAAGGUCCCUACUUUGUUGAUGCCCUGAAUGUUUUAGUCAAGAAACCUUGUCUUCCUUUGUGGUUUGCUAAGCUAUUUCCUCAUUUUAGCGUGCUUUGU
Eutrema salsugineum is the source of this 979-nucleotide messenger RNA. RefSeq lists its product as uncharacterized. The record is from RefSeq and is a predicted model, not a curated record. Lineage: Eukaryota; Viridiplantae; Streptophyta; Magnoliopsida; Brassicales; Brassicaceae. The transcript has a single exon. The coding region runs from base 162 to 677 and encodes 171 amino acids.